AUGGACACAGCAGCCGACCAGCAGGAGGGAGUGGGAUUCCCACUGAGGAAACCCAUUGGGGUCGGCCCCCUGCUGGCCUGUGUGGUGCUGGUGAGCUCGUCCAUUAACGAGCGUGACCAGAUGUUGUUCAUCAGCGCUGACGAGGGCUCGUCCUUCCAGCGCCAGCCCGUCUCCUUCACCCCCGACAUGCUGCUCUUCCACCCCAAGGAGGAGGACAAGCUGCUGGCCUACUGCAAGGAGGGCAGGCUCUACGUCUCCACCGACCUGGGACGCAAGUGGAUUCUCCUGCAGGAGAGAGUCACCAAGGACAAGAUCUUCUGGUCUGUGUCGGGGGUGGACGUGGACCCAGACCUCGUGCACAUGGAGAUGCAGGACUCCAGUGGAGGUUACCUCUAUGUGACAUGCCUCAUCCAGAACUGCUCAGACAAGAUGGUGACGGCGCAGUUCCUGGGGAAGAUCGACCACAACUCGCUGCUGGUGCAGGACGACUACAUCUUCGUCAAGGUUACCAGCGGCAACCGCACCAAGCACUACGUGUCACAUCGACGCACUGAGUUCGUCCAGAUGAGGUUCCCCAAGUACGCUCUGCCAAAGGACCUCCACAUCGUGAGCACCGAUGAGAGCCAGGUGUUCGUGGCGCUGCAGGAGUGGUACCAGACGGACACCUACAACCUGUACCAGUCGGACCUUCAGGGCGUGUACUACUCGGUGGUGCUGGAGGACGUGCGCAGUACCAAGCAGCCCGAGGAGAGCGUGCUGGUGGACGUCCUGGAGGUGCGCGGCAUCAAAGGUGUGUUCCUGGCCAAUCAGAAGAUCGACGGGAAGGUGCGGACCCUGAUCACCUACAACAAGGGACGGGAUUGGGAGCACCUGGCCCCGCCCAUCAAAGACAUGAACGGCCGUGCAGUCACCUGUAAAGCGCCCGACUGCCACCUUCACCUCCACCUCCGCUGGGCAGACAACCCCUACGUCUCUGGGACCGUCCACACCAAGGACUCGGCCCCCGGGCUCAUCAUGGGGGCUGGUAACCUAGGCUCCAAGCUGGUGGAGAACAAGGAGGAGAUGUACGUCACGGCCGACUGUGGGAAGACGUGGAGACAGGUGUUUGAGGAGGAGCAUCAUAUCCUGUACCUGGACCACGGCGGGGUUAUCGUGGCCAUCAAGGACACCUCCAUCCCCCUGAAGAUACUCAAGUUCAGUAUUGACGAGGGUCAGACGUGGUCGGUCCAUAACUUCACCAGCACCUCGGUGUUCGUGGACGGGCUGCUGAGCGAGCCGGGGGACGAGACGCUGGUCAUGACUGUGUUUGGCCACAUCAGCUACAGGUCGGACUGGGAGCUGGUAAAGGUGGACUUCAGGCAGUCUUUCUCCCGGCAGUGUACAGAAGAGGACUACGACCCCUGGACCCUCACAGACCUGCAGGGGGACAAGUGCAUCAUGGGACAGGAGCGGUCGUUCCGGAGGCGGCGGGAGAGCGCCUUCUGUAUAAAAGGGAAGAGCUACACCUCCGCACUGACUAGCAAGCCGUGCGGCUGCACAGAGAGGGACUUCAACUGUGACUAUGGAUUUGAGCGCUCCCAGGCUCUGAAGGCCGAUGGCAGUCGAUGUUUUGCGGACUUCUGGCACGACCCCGACGCCCCGCCCGACACCUGCCACCUGGGACAGAGCUACGAGUCCAGCACCGGGUACCGAAAGAUGAUCUCCAACGUGUGCGAGGGCGGUGUGAACAAGCAGCAGAGUGCCAAGCAGCAUGCCUGCCCUCUGCUGCCGCCCAGGGGCCUGCAGGUGGGCAUCAAGGGGCAGAUGUUGGCCGUGGCGCCCGGUGAUGACAUCACCUUCAUCGUCCACCAGGAACAGGGCGACACCAGCAGCACGCGCUACCAGGUGGACCUGGGCGACGGCGUGCGGACCAUCUACCAGAACCUGACGGUGACGGACGAGCCCAUCCAGCACCGCUACGAGGCCCCCGGCGUCUACCGGGUGGCCGUGAAGGCCGAGAACACGGCCGGCCACGCCCGCGCCACCAUGUACAUCCAGGUCAUAGCCCCUCUGCAGGAAGUGCACCUGGAAGUGGGUCCGAUCGCCGGGAGGAACCAGCAGGUCAACCUCACGGCCACGGUGCUCCCCGUCGAGGCCAACCUCACCGUCUUCUACUGGUGGAUCGGAGACAGCCUCCAGCCCCAGCUCUCCCUGGAGAGCAGCAUCCUGACGUGGUUCCCUGAGGCGGGGGAGGUGAGCGUGACGGUGCAGGCCUCCAACGGCCGCUCCAUGGUGCAGGACUCCCGGAGCGUCAGGGUCUACGACAUCUUCCAGGUCAUCCCGCUGAGCUUCAGCCCCAACCUGGACGGCCUCAACCCCAACAUCCCCGAGUGGAGAGAGGACAUCGGCCAGGUGGUCACCAAGCUGCUCACCAAGAUCACAGGCAUCCCAGAGGAGUCGCUGGUCACCAUGGUGAAGCCAGGACUGCCCACCACAGCCAACCUGUACAUCGUACCGCUGGAGAGCAAGCCAGUCACCAAGAGUGUGUUUGUAGAUAAGAGAAUCCCAGCCAUCAUCCAGGCGUUCAGCGACCACAACGUCAGCUUCGUGGUGCGUGGAGGGGUCAAGGUUCUGGUGAUGCUGGCCGACCCAAACGCAGGACUCGGCCUAGUUGCUAGUGAGUCACCAGACACCACGACGGAGAAUGGUUACCACGGGGCCGCUGGGGGCCCGGGGGUUUGGGCCCUGGCCGUCGUCCUGCUGAUCAGCCUCCUGGCCUCAGGGUCGUUCAUCCUGUACAAGUUCAAAAGUCCUUGGCUGAGGACUGAGGACGCCUACCCUCCGCUGUUUUUCAGGAAGCUGCCGGGCAGCCGCAACGUGUACGCCCAGAUGCACAACGAGAAGGAGCAGGAGAUGACCAGCCCCGUGAACCACAGCGAGGACACGCAGCACAUCAUCCAGGGGGAGGAGUUCAUCGACGACGACCUGGACGCCCAGACGCUAGGAAAUCAUUCGGGCGUGGUCCUGAGCGUAAACUCCAGAGAACUGCACAGCUACCUGACCAGCUGAUGGCUGCCACGGCAGUGUGCUAACCGAGCUACGUUAGCCUAGCCUAGCCGGCUAAUGAGCACAGAGACUUCCACACUCUGCCUUCCUCUUUUUAAUGGCCCACAAUGCACCCCGAGUGGCUGGGAGGGGUUCUUCCUUGCUCUACGUCCCACCCAAUCACAGCUUGACUCACACAUUCACCCACAGAGCACUUCUAGUAAUCUCGUAGUGCCGCUUUGCUAGCAGAGCCUAGCAUUAGUUUCACACCAUUCCCUGUUCUCUGCACCCUCGUCUCUCUCCUUCAGCAGCGGUGGUUGAGGUUAGAGGCGGGGAUUUAAGGAAAUGCACUUCUAUGCUUCUGUCUUUUAGCUGCGUCUUUGUCGAGGGCCUUGCGGGCACACACACAUGAACACACGUUAUCCUUAGUCACUGUUAGCAUAGAUCCCGAAUCACUAUCACAGGUAAUGGACUUCAGGAUUCUGUCCAUGGCAGACUACAAAGUCAAAGCCACACCAAGUAGAUGUGGCCAAAGAUUAGCAUGGCCAGCUUCUGUCCCCGGCGAUUUUGCUGUCGCACAAAAGUUGUAGUGUAUUUUACGUUUUUAACGACUUGACCAGGAUUUUCGUUCUAUUUUUCAUACUAUUCUUACACACUUUCAAGCUCAUUAUGUACAUUUUCGUGUCACUGUCGUUCUGUCUCCUGAAAUGACUGUGUACUCUCACUGUUUUAAGGCAAUAAUAUUCUUUCUGAAAGAAAGAAAGAAAGAAAGAAGGAGAAAUACAUUUUGUUAAAUGUUUUGAGGUUUUCAUGAGUUUCAAGACGGAGAAAGUAGGGUAGCAACUAAGUCAGAGCUAAAUAAGCAGAACUUGACAGGGGGAAAGGAUUAUUUACAACAAGUAUCCAACCUUAAGUUUAGCCACACUGCUAAGAGAUAGACAUCAUUUUGUAGUUUUGUGUGUAACCGUGUGUGCGUGUCGAUAUCAAGAACUAGUCUGGAAUCAUAUUUAAAGAUUUUUGUCUGUUUGUAGUUCAUCUUUUUUAUUUAAACACAAUUCAGAUCUCAAACCAAUCGAAAAAUGUAAAAACUCGAACUCGAAAAAACUUUUGACAACAUCACAGGUUAAUUAACACAUCCAGACUAUCCCUUAUAAAGUUAAUUUGGCAUGGUUGAGAGCUGCCAUUCAUUCUACAACAUAAACGUUGGUCCCAUGGUGCCUAAAAAGGCGGAUUUUGAAUCUGCCCCAAGACAUAACCUGUGCUCGUUUCGUAUUUAUUCCUUCAUUAAACCAUAUGACCCGUCCGCCCCCACAGUAACUUGUCAGGAGUUCAAAGGUAUACUGGUUCCCCAGGAGUCGAGGAUUGGUGUCUCCGAAGAGGCGUGGUUGGGAUUUACACUGUAUAAGCCUAUAUUAGGCAUUGUCAGGGCGGCAAUCUUGUCUCCGUAAGGAUUAGAUUUUCUUGUGUGUGUAUGUGGGUGUGUGUGUACAUAAAUAUGUAAAUAGAACAAUCUUCAAUUGUAAAUAUAACUCCCUUGAUGUGUGACUAUUUUUCACUAAUACCAAAAUGCUUUUUUUGUUUGCAUCGUUUGCUUUUCUGCGUAAUCUCGCAUCGAUCCGAACAACUUUUCAAACUCGCAAAGAGGUUUGGGGACAUUUUCGACAAGAACUUUUAAUUGUCACAUUUGAGGAAACAGAUAUCUGUCAUUGGUCAGUUCAAGUGUAUUGACAGCUCACUGUGUCUCAGCUCCUUUCCUGUUCAACUUUCAAUGUAGAAUUCUGACUGGAGUAUAUUAGGAUUCUCACUUGAAGUAGCUCUUCGUUGAAUCAGAGCGUGGCGAAUCUUUCACUUAGCUGACACGGUUAUUUCAACGUGGUUGCCUGCUUUACACAUGUUUUUAUUUCAGCAUAAUAUGUCCAAGAAAAUGUCUUGGAUUGUCAACUGCUUUUUAUUGUGGUUCAUCAAGUUUUAUCAUCACUAUACAUCUAUAGUCACAUACACACAGUGAUAUCCAGUUACACAAAUAUUUUUGAUACACAACUGUCAAAUGCCUUUUUUUUUUCUUAUGUCUUUUACAGAAGUUUAACGUCUGUUGGUUUGUUUGCACUAAUUAUAUAAUCUGUGAUGUAUUGAAGGUGUAUUAUAUAUUUUGGCUGCAAAAAAGCUGCCACUACAAAUCCAGGCAAUAACGGUACAGGACCAUAAUGGUGAUCGACUCAAAGGCUGCAUUCCAAUACUCUGUUACCUUUCUUCCCCAAAUGUCAAGAUGCUCUCAAAUGACGGAGAAGCUGCCUAAAGCUACUGACGAGUCUUCCUUGGACCAAAGUUCCUUGACUGCGUCCUUAGACAUACUGUUUACUGAUGUAAGUUAUUUUAGUCUAUGCUUCUUUUGAUGACAUGUUUCAAGCUAAAAACAAUUAUGAAUUGUUUCUUCUCCACAUAGUGGACAACACAGUAUAUGGUUUUAUGAGUUUGUAGAUAAGUUAAAUACUACAAUCAUGGCUUCCUUGCCAUUUGCACCAAAGCCAAAACAGACCAAAGGUUUACCUGGGUCAAUUAGAACCUGUGGGUGUGGCUUAUUUACCAUUCCGCCCACUUCCAGUGAAUGUUGUGGUUGGGCCCAGAUCACCAACAAGUAGAUUCCACACUGGCACUUUACUCCAGCACGAUUAAUCAACGCUAAUGCUUUGUCUCCCUAAAGGUGUGAUAAACAAGCAAAAGGAAGUUGGAUUUUUUGGAAUGCAGCCAUAGUCGAUAGAGGUGAACAUCUUGACGCAUUAUUAGGGCCAUGCUGUACUUCACUGUUCAUUGUGCACCUGAGAAAACAAACAACAGAUCACUCGUGUUUCACAUCGUGUUGAACAUAUUUUGUACAUAUUCUGCUGUUGGUUGGCUUCGUGGUGUCGUAUGUUGUUAGGACAUCAGUCCAGCAAGGCCACACCAGGGGGGUGGCGCAGUGGGGGUAUAACAGCAUCCCGAUGUUGGCUUUUUUUGACCUCGCCACUGAUGCUACAAAAUUUGACCAACCCCUUUUUUGAUUUUAUUUUCGUUUUGCUUUUUAUAUUGCUUUACUUUUGUUUUUGUUGUUUUUGUUUUGUUUUUUGAUUGAAGGAAGUGUUGUGCACUUAACCUGCAUUCCGGAAUUAAAUCACUCCCACAACUUCAUGUCUAUGAUCGCUUUUCUACCACAAAUAACCAUUUCAUUGUAUGAUGAAAUGACAUUUAACAGACAGUAGCCUACCUGUGAGUGGGUUACCAUCGAGCGAUUAGAAAUGUCAACAUCAUCGUUGGCCUACAAAAACAUAAGCUCCUACUUUGACAUCACCAAGUGCCUUGAUAAUCAACAACAAAAUAAUAAUGACAAUAUUUUUGAUUCAUUUUUGUCUAUACACCUGUCACAGGAUUUGGCACUUUCUGUCAACUAGCUACGAGUUUAAGACUCAUGUUUUUGCUUAAUUAAUCCACUGUAUUGUCAAAUGUUGCAGACAUUGUUUGAACCUUUGGAUUUUAACGUUGGAUGAACGAUCCAUUGGAUGAACAGCUGAAAAAGGAGCUAGAUUUGUCGCUGUUUUGAAAA
Molecule: messenger RNA, 6601 nt
Organism: Gadus chalcogrammus (walleye pollock)
Lineage: Eukaryota; Metazoa; Chordata; Actinopteri; Gadiformes; Gadidae
Gene: sorcs2
Product: sortilin-related VPS10 domain containing receptor 2
Exons: 26
Coding region: 1-3048 (1015 amino acids)
Cellular component (GO): membrane
Source: RefSeq, a predicted model, not a curated record